Molecule: messenger RNA, 862 nt
Organism: Chelonus insularis
Lineage: Eukaryota; Metazoa; Arthropoda; Insecta; Hymenoptera; Braconidae
Exons: 2
Coding region: 133-753 (206 amino acids)
Source: RefSeq, a predicted model, not a curated record
UAGAAAAUAUUAUUUACCGCUAAAAAUUUUUCGAUCAUUGUAAAUGAUUUUUGGAAGUGAAAAUUAGUUAUUAGACAAACCUAACGGCGCUGGGUCGAAGCAACAAAGUUUCUACACUAAUGUUUAGUAAUAAUGGCGGCUGAAGAAAGGUCGCAUCUAUCGUACGAAUCAGAAAACAGUUUGAAUAAAUUCUACGAAGAUGAAGCUUACAAAUCCCGUCAUUACAAAAAGAGGCUCCUUUUGGGAUACACACAGUGUGAUUUGAACAAUACUGCACAUGAUGCGCACGAAAAGAAAGCUCUUGGAUAUAAUGAACCAAACUUUAAAUUGGUUGAUUUAACAAGAUUUAAAGCUGAUCCAUAUCAUCAUUACUUCAAAAAUAGUAAUAAUCUAUUUAUCAGAAGAUCGGAGAAACGUAAACUCGUCAAUUGUGACCUCAAUGUGGAGGAGACUUUGAGCAAUCAUCAGUACAAGGUAAUUCGGAUUGAAGGUGAAUUACAAUGUGGAGCGGAAGGGAUAUCUGGAGAUUUUCAUACAAGCCUAGAAGGUGCCAACUGUUCCACGAUAGAAAUCCGACAUUUUGGACACAUGGAUGACGAAGUGCCUUUGAACUUAGCCAUAAACAAACGCCUACCUGCACCGGAAGAUACCUGUGAAGAACCCCCAUUAGAUGCAAAAAUUCCGUCUACAGAAAAUGACGGAGAAUCACCAACCCUCACUGAUUAUACAUCGCACAAUAUCACAGAAUUAUAAUAUUGCACAGUGAGAGUGUUGCCAAAAAGUUAUAAUUAAUUAACUAAUAAUUAAUAUUUUUAUUGUUUAUUAUACUUUUUUUUAAAUUUUACUUUAUUAUUUAAAUUAA